This is a messenger RNA of Colletotrichum higginsianum IMI 349063, 1275 nucleotides long. Its product is annotated as calcineurin-like phosphoesterase. The record is from RefSeq and is a predicted model, not a curated record. The transcript has a single exon. The coding region runs from base 1 to 1275 and encodes 424 amino acids. NCBI's taxonomy places the organism in Eukaryota, Fungi, Ascomycota, Sordariomycetes, Glomerellales, Glomerellaceae.
AUGGACUUCAGCAAUGAUCUAAGCCCGACCGAGAUGUUGCUUCGCUACCUGUCCCGUAACACACUCCUGACGCCGACCACAACUACGACGAUCCAGCAAGAGCAGAAAGCCGAGCGUCAAGACCGCCAUCUCGAACACAUCGGCGAAGGGUUCUGCGCCAUAAUGUACGACUUCGCAAGUACAGGACAGGUCAUCAAGCAGGCAAAGGGGUGGAACAAGCACCCCGAACUGUGGACCGACUACACCGCUCACCAACGCAUCUACGCCGCCGGCCUCGGCAUGGGGGUGCAAGUCUGCAUCCCCCAGCCGGCAUACUUCAUGACCCCGGAGAACGUCGGCACGUGGUACUCCCGACACAGAGACGCCGGGGAGCUGCCGGACGACCCGACCCUCCUCAAAAACAUGAAGGCGCUCCUCGUCUCCGAGAGGAUCCCGGCGCUGCCCCAGACGGUUCGCGACGCGCUCGUCGACGUGUUUUGCCCCGGAGACCAGAAGGCGGCCGCGCGCGCGAGCCCGGAAAACAGGAACUGCCUCCUGCGUCUCUACCUCGGCCGUCGCCGGGCGUACAGCGGCAUCGGGAGCGAGUUAUCCGUGCACAAUUUCGACUUCUCGCUGCGGAGCGCCGAGUUUCGUCUGCGCAACUUUGAGUUCACGCUGGACAAGAUGGAGGAUCUGGGGGUCGACCCCAUGCAGUUUGUGGCGCCCAUGGCCGAGGCGCUUGCCGUCAUGCACUGGAGGGUCCGGUGCGACGCCUUCGAUGUCGAAUUCGUCCUCGGCUCGUCGCCCAAGUUGAGGGUCCGCUGUGCCUCGGUCGGAGGUGAUGAUGAGACAUCAGGAGAGAUGAGGACCACCUGGAACCGAGAGCCCGGCGACGACAACAACACCAACCCCGAGUGCCUGCAGCGGGCGGUUCAGGUCUGGCUUCUCGAUUUCAACCAAGUGGGCAGCAUCACGAUGGACGAAGAAGGUGUUGACAAGGCGGUCAGAGGGUUCUGGGACAACGAUCCCUACUAUCCCCGACCGGCUUAUCAUGAGGCGAACACGACCGAGGUGAGGCUGUGGGAGAUGUUCAAGGAGAUUUACCUGGCCACCAGCGUUGAAAUCACGAAGGAAACAUCUCUUCCCCUGUCAUUUAUUACAAAGGUCGAACAGGAAGCUACCGCGAGAUCAGCAAGUGCAUCCAUACUUCAGGGCCCGCCAAGGGGUCCGACGUUUGCGGCGCGUGUGGGAGGCAACACGGGCAAGAAGAAGCAACGCCACUAUCCUGGUGUUUAA